Messenger RNA from Necator americanus (New World hookworm), 600 nucleotides. RefSeq lists its product as uncharacterized. Lineage: Eukaryota; Metazoa; Nematoda; Chromadorea; Rhabditida; Ancylostomatidae. The transcript has a single exon. The coding region runs from base 1 to 600 and encodes 199 amino acids. The record is from RefSeq and is a predicted model, not a curated record.
AUGCAAGCCAGAAAAUUUAAGUACGACGUCAUCGGAUUGACCGAGACGAGGCGACACCAUCCACUGAACGCCGUAUAUGUCACUGGAAAAGAAUUGUUCUUAGGAACAUGCGACACUAGAGGAGUCGGUGGAGUUGGUGUCCUUGACAACACGAAUAUGGCAGUAAAAAUCGACUCUUUCGAACAAUUUACAACCCAAAUCAGACGUUUACGGAUGAGAAGAUGUGGUUCAACACCAGCUUUGAUAAUCUUCGUCGUUUACGUUCCAACAUCAAGCUGCGAAGAAGAAGAAAUUGAAGCUUUCUAUAUGGACCUGGAGAAGUGCUACGGAGAAAAUCAUGCUUUCUACAAGGUCAUAAUUGGUGAUUUCAAUGCCAAAAUUGGCCCCAGAAGAACGCCUGGAAAACGUCACAUUGGGAACCACGGCUUUCAAUGGAAUGAGAAGGGAGGGAGGCUUCCCGAGUUCAUCAUGACGACUAAGACUUCCAUGGGAACUCGCAAUUCCAGAAACCCUCUUCUCUACGCUGGACGUGGGGGUCACCCGGUGGAAGGUACAGUAAUGAAAUUGACUAUAUCAUUGUCAGUAAAAGGUUCUGCCUGA